Parasteatoda tepidariorum (common house spider) is the source of this 2168-nucleotide messenger RNA. Its product is annotated as protein-tyrosine sulfotransferase 1. The record is from RefSeq and is a predicted model, not a curated record. Gene Ontology annotation, molecular function: protein-tyrosine sulfotransferase activity. Gene Ontology annotation, biological process: peptidyl-tyrosine sulfation. Lineage: Eukaryota; Metazoa; Arthropoda; Arachnida; Araneae; Theridiidae. Gene Ontology annotation, cellular component: Golgi apparatus.
UGAAUCAAAAUUCUCUGUUUAUUUUUAUAAGCAAGUUUUCUGUCAAAAAUUCGGAUAAUACGUGUCAUAAUAAAAUAACUGAGCAAGUCUGAAAAUUUUUUAUGUGAUUUCUGUUUUACCGAGAUUUUAUUCUAUGUUAUUCAGCUGAUCGUUAACAGUUGCUAAAUUAAAAGGAGCUCAAUAAAAGCCGGUUAUGAAAUUCAUGGAAAAAUGAUUUGAAAAUUUCAAGCAGAUGUUUCAUUUUAAAAGCUUUCUUCUCUGAUCGAAUUUUUUGAAAAGAAGUCGUGGUGGUACAAAAUCCCGUAACCGUGUCAACGGCCUUGAUCCCAACCACCAUGAGAACGAAAACAAUGUUAAUGACAAGAAGAGUGAAGUGUGCGAAUUAACACCCUACAUACACCCCUUUCUUCGUUUCUGUUUGGACUCUUCAUCAAGCAUGGUUUCUCGGGCAAUGAAAAAGUAUCUCAUCCUACUAUGUUUUCCUAUGUUUUUCCUGUUAAUGCUUUAUUUGCUCUAUUCUCCUUGUUCUGAUUCAUCAAGUCAUGGUGUCAUGGUUGCAGCACAGCGUUUCAUCAUGGGUCAAGAUUCAAAAAAGUACAUCUAUAACCGAAGUUUGCCAAUCAUUUUCAUUGGGGGCAUGCCCAGAAGUGGGACCACAUUGUUAAGGGUCAUGCUGGAUGCCCAUCCGGACAUCAGAUGUGGAGAGGAGACGCGUGUCAUACCCCGUCUUCUUAGCUUAAAGCAACAGUGGGUGAAGUCACCUGUAGAGUCUAAAAGACUCCAAGAAGCGGGCAUCACUGGGGAUGUUCUGGAUAAUGCUGUUGCUUCAUUCACACUAGAAAUAAUUGCACGUCACGGAUUGCCCGCUCCUCGAUUGUGCAAUAAAGAUCCCUUCACUCUGAGAUCUGCAGUAUAUUUGCAUUCUCUGUUUCCAAAUGCCAAAUUUAUUCUCCUGAUCAGAGAUGGGAGAGCUGUUGUACAUUCCAUCAUAAGCAGAAAGGUAACCAUAACUGGUUUUGAUCUGACAGAUUAUCGCCAGUGUCUGACAAAAUGGAACGCUGCCAUGUCUGCUAUGUAUGCACAAUGUGUUAGCUUAGGUACAGAUAUUUGUAUGCCUGUUCAUUAUGAGCAGGUUGUCUUACAACCCGAACCAUGGAUGAAAAGCAUUCUAAGCUUCCUUGACAUACCUUGGAAUGAAUCAGUCUUGCAUCAUGAGGAGUUGGUUGAUAAACCGGGUGGAAUAAAAAUUUCCAAACUGGAACGAUCAUCAGAUCAAGUGAUCAAGCCCAUAAAUAUUGAAGCACUCACCAAAUGGGUUGGCAACAUUCCUGCAGAUGUGGUAAGAGACAUGGCAACCAUCGCACCAAUGUUGCAAACCCUUGGCUAUGAUCCCAAUGCCAAUCCCCCAGAUUAUGGAAAACCAGAUUCAUUUGUUCUAAAGAACACCAAUUUCAUCAAAGAGAAUGAACAACUGUAUCAGGAAAAAGAGAAUGAGCUAAAACUGGAAAGGGAACGCCUUCGAAAAAUUUUCAACAAGAAUAAGAAAAAGACGAUGGAGAUGACGAGCAAAGCAAGGAGAAGGCGAAGACGACGAUAACAUUUAUUUAUUGAAAUAGGUAUUUUAAAGACGAUUUUUUAUGUGAUUGCAAACCUUGAUACGGAAAUUAUCAUGCAAAUGCCAGUACUGCUACUGUUGACCUUCCAAAGCGACCAAUGUUUGUGUUGAUAUCUUAUUACAUAUAUAUGAUAAAAGGUUUUAAAUGUUAGAACAUGCAUGUAUUUAUAUAUGCUCUAAAGUCGUUUUACGAAGAUAAUAUUAAUGUUUUGGAUUUGGCAGAUAUGUAUUUAAAUAGGCAUUGAUAUGAUCAGAAUAUUACUGUUUUUUACAUAACUUCGAGGGUACUUAAGUUACAAACAUAUCAAAAAAGCUGCAUUUUAGUAAAAAAAAAAAAAAAAGUUUUUAUUAUUAUACUCAUAUCAAACACCAUAUGUAACGUUUUCGAUUGCCAAAUUUUUAUUUAGGCUUGCUAUUCAAUUAAACGACCCUUUAGGUAAGUUUUUUUUCUUUCUUUUUUUUUUUAAUCUAGUAUAUUUGGAGAAAACUAAGAGUCACCUAAACAAUUUUAUUAGCUAAAUAUUAUAUAUUAUUAGCUUAAUAAUAUUUACAC